GAAUUACUUCCGGUAUCUUAAUAUUCGGUUGAAAACAGAUCGCCCAUUGUAAUAGAUUGAGUGACCUCAUCACCGAGAUUGAAAAUGGUAUUCAACAGAGUAAAGAAUUUUAUAUCAUACUGGUAUUUACAGUAUCUACUUGCAACAUCUGUAUAUAUGCUGGAGCCUAUAGAGAGAAGAAUAUUCAAUUGCUGCUUGAUUAUUGUGCUGGCAAUGUUCAUGUAUACCAGUUACGUCUUUUUACCAGACCAUGCUAGAAUGAUUGUCUAUUUCAUCAAUUCGUACAUACUUGGAAAAAAUCAACCAGAGAUUGUUGAUGGAGUGUGAAUAAAGAAAAGCACACGUACAAUUGAAAAGAGUUACUAGUACAUGUACAUGGAUGGGAAAAACAUUGAGAAGAAUGAAUCCUAGAUAGCGAAGGGUGGAGUUUAAAAAACAUAAUCACUUUAGUCACUUAGAAUUUAAUAUUACAUGCAGAGAUUAUCAAAGAGAGACUAAUAUUACUUUUAGUUUAUCAAAAUGCCACUUUUUUUUAAAGUUGAUUGCUUUGAUUGGUAAAUAUGGUAGACUGUGUGCAUGUAUUUGAUUGUUAUUUUACUUGAGUACUUGAUUUGUUUUGAAUGAAUUUUUAGACACUGUACAGCUUCAUGUGAGAACCAAAGCUAAUUGUUUAUUAUCAAAGACAAUCGAAGUGUAAGAAAAUUUCUUGAAAAUAUAACUCUUUGCUGGGAGGCCAAAAAAAACCAAAAACCAAGAAGUAAUAUUAUGAUCCGUAGUCUUGAAAAAUCACCCUCCCUUAUAUUGUCUACAAAAACCCAUUUUUGAGCCAGUAUCUUUAAAUUUCUUAUCCUAGAGAGAUUCAAUUUGGCUUUGAUAUUAAGACUAAUGCAGACACCAAAUUUAGAGACAGUCCCUCAUAAUAUUUUUCUACAAACAUGGUGUUGCUUGUCAAUUUAACAAUUUAUAGACAAACUCAUUUGUCAACCAAUUUCACAUUGAGUGAUUUUCUAUUGUGCUGGAUUUUCAAUUGUUUCUUGUGAUGGACUUGAGUCAGAUUUUGUGAAGGCAGCCUUGCCAAGUCGGAUCCUACUGAAUUUUUUGUUAACUGAUAUUUUGUGAAAUUGUUAAUAGCAAGUAGAUUUAAGAUUUGUCUUCAUUGCAGCAAAUGCUCUAAUUUGCCAACAAUGUUAUUAUAUAUUCAUUUAUGUACUGAAAAUACUGUCUAAAAUACUGACCAGUAUAAUGAUUGCAAUUUUUUUUUUUUAAUUUAAUAUUUUUACUUUAUGUUGUUAUAUAGCUAGGAUAUGCUUUGUAUUGUAUGUAGUUAAGGGGGGAAAUUCCCUAAAGUAUGCCAUAUAAACCCAGAAGUUCAAAUGUAUAAAAACUGUGUUUAUCGAAAUGUACAGUUAUGUGUUGUGUGAACAUUUGAAUGACCUACAUAAUAAUUAUAUAUUUAUGAUCACUCCCUAGGAAAAAUAGUUUACGCAUAUUAUCAUACAUAAAUAUACUUGCAUUGGAAUUUACACAGUUUAUGUAUAUGAUUUAAAAAUGCAAAUUUAAAGUUGGAGAGCACUGAUUUCUUGCCAGUAAAAGUGUUAUUACCUUU
Molecule: messenger RNA, 1606 nt
Organism: Magallana angulata
Lineage: Eukaryota; Metazoa; Mollusca; Bivalvia; Ostreida; Ostreidae
Product: serine palmitoyltransferase small subunit A-like
Exons: 2
Coding region: 85-327 (80 amino acids)
Biological process (GO): ceramide biosynthetic process
Cellular component (GO): serine palmitoyltransferase complex
Molecular function (GO): serine C-palmitoyltransferase activity
Source: RefSeq, a predicted model, not a curated record